Molecule: messenger RNA, 525 nt
Organism: Schistosoma bovis
Lineage: Eukaryota; Metazoa; Platyhelminthes; Trematoda; Strigeidida; Schistosomatidae
Source: the annotation of a GenBank genome assembly
AUGCAACUUAAUGCUGAAUACGCUAGAGAACUAAGGGCAGUGUUCAAGAUUCUAGAGUUUUCAAUUGGUGUUAGUCUCAUAGUAUCAAUAAUUGUUGCUGAUCACUAUCGAAUUACUGUGACUGGUGGACUUUUAGCAUUCUUUGCACUAGUUGGGGCACUCAUAUCACUAUUUUUCUUCGUUAUUCAUCUAUGUGGCCUCAUUUACAAAAUUCGAGGGCCUGUUACACUGAUUGAAUUUAUUACGAUAAAAUUCUGUGCUAUUUUGGCCCUUAUCGCGAUGAUUAUAGCAGCCGCAGCUGGUGGAGGUUCUUCAGCUUCGAUAGCCUCAGCAAUUUUAUUUGCAGUCAACUUCGUAUUUUACGGCAUUGAUACAUUUAUCUUAUUUUCAUAUUAUCGAUUGAACGGUGGUUACGUGAAUGACCCUAAAAUUAAACAACGUCCUAACAUACCGCCGAAAGUUAACCAGACGUCAGAAGCCAUAGCAGCGCCUGAAUAUCCAAAUGAUGGUUUCGAAAAAGAAUGA